Messenger RNA from Corticium candelabrum, 1248 nucleotides. RefSeq lists its product as uncharacterized. The record is from RefSeq and is a predicted model, not a curated record. Bases 56 to 991 code for a protein of 311 amino acids. Lineage: Eukaryota; Metazoa; Porifera; Homoscleromorpha; Homosclerophorida; Plakinidae. The transcript has a single exon.
GCAGAACUAUACACUGAAAUAUAAUCGUGGUUAUCAUUACUCAUACAACGAAUGUAUGGUUUGUAAUGCAUUGGAAAGUGCAUUUCUCACAACUCGUAAGGAAUUAUUGGAAUCUCUAGAUUCAACAAUGAAUAAGGAUUUUAUGGAAGAUGCAUUUUUAACGUGGUUUGAACAAAAUAGGAAGCUUCUCAGUUGUCCAGAUGUUAUGUUUGAUGUAAGCAGAGAUGAGCAAGUCAGGCCAGAGGAGUUUACUAAAAUGUUUGGUAAACGAGAACUAAAUAGAUGGAUAAUCGAUGGUGGACAAGAUAUUUGGUUUGGUUGUUCACGAGGAACUGCUCAUGUACCACAUGGACUACAUUGUAGAAAAAGUUCAGGAAUGGGUUUGCCUCCCUGUUGUAUGGAAAGUUUGGCAGAUUCUAUCAAGUUUGUAAUGUCGACUUGUGAGAAAUAUAAUAUUAUUUGUGAACUACAGGAAGGCACUCUUCUUGGAGCUGUAAAAUUUCAAGGUGUUCUCCCAUGGGAACGUGAUGCAGAUAUUACUUUUCUAAGUGGGAACUAUUCGGCUUUAAAAAACUUAUCAGAAUAUUUUGCUAGCAAUGGUUUUUCUCUGCAUGAUUCACCAUCAUAUAAACAGUGGUGUUGUGCUGAUGGUCGAAUUGCUGGAGGAGCAUUUCGAUUGGCAGCUCAUGGCUGGACAAUUGAAUUAUGGGGUCAACACUUGAUGGAUUCAGAACUUCGUAUUAUGGUCGGCGAGCAGCCAUCUAAAGUCUUCUUUGCAGGCCAAUGGGUGAAUGUUCCUGACAAUCCAGGGCUAUAUGCCCGCAAUCGGUACGGACAUAAUAAUUUGAGGCAUGCCGAACAUUGGAUGGCAACUGGCAAAGCAAGUGGCUGGGACACCUACAAUUCAGGAAAAUUCUCUGCUUGUGCAAAUCCGGGGCACCAUGGUUGUUUAGAUCAAUUUCACGCUGAUGGAUCAUUACAGUUUGGAUAAACGUCAAUAAUAGGAGAUGCCAGCCACAAGACUCUAGCUCGGUGCGGAUCUACAGUAUUAGUCAACAAUCUUGUGGCUGUGUUGAUGAUAUCCGUGGACAUUGUUUUAGUGUCAAUGAGAGGCGAUAUUAGAAUUUGAUUCAUUAGAUGAUGUUAGGCAUGCAUAUUUCAAUAUAUUUUUUAUGUUCUAAUAAAUUAAAUUGCAAGGAAUGGCAUCAGGUGUAAAGCAGCAUUAGUUAGCUAUUGAAUGUUGACCAG